Zootoca vivipara (common lizard) is the source of this 1608-nucleotide messenger RNA. Its product is annotated as cytochrome P450 2J4. The record is from RefSeq and is a predicted model, not a curated record. Lineage: Eukaryota; Metazoa; Chordata; Lepidosauria; Squamata; Lacertidae. Gene Ontology annotation, biological process: xenobiotic metabolic process. Gene Ontology annotation, cellular component: cytoplasm; intracellular membrane-bounded organelle. Gene Ontology annotation, molecular function: oxidoreductase activity, acting on paired donors, with incorporation or reduction of molecular oxygen, reduced flavin or flavoprotein as one donor, and incorporation of one atom of oxygen; heme binding; iron ion binding.
UCUGAAGGAGAGACCAAAGAAAGAUGAAAAGGACUGUUUAGGGGGAUGACUGGGCUAAGUGGACUUUUCCUACUCACAGUCCUCUCUCUCUUCAUUAUACAGUUUCUGAAGCUGCUAUGGGCACGGAGCCACUUCCCCCCAGGACCGACGCCUCUUCCCGUUAUUGGCAAUCUGUGGCUCCUGAAUUUUUCCCUUAAGAAAGAGAUUCUUGCUAAGCUGGCAAACAUCUAUGGAGACAUCUACACCGUCUGGGUGGGAACCAUGCCUUUUGUCGUGCUGAAUGGAUACAAGGCAGUGAAAGAGUGCCUUGUCACUCACUCGGAAGAGACGGCGGGAAGAGCGCUCUCACCUUUCUAUAAGGAUCUGAUGGGUGAUAAAGGCAUUUAUCCUACGAACAACCAUAACUGGAAGCAGCAGAAAUACUUUGCCAUGAUGGCACUAAAAAGCCUCGGGGUGGGGAAGAAGCACCUGGAACACAGAAUUCACAAUGAAGCCCACCAACUCCUAACAGCACUGACAAGCAAGGAAGGUUUAGCCUUUGACCCACAAACCCCCAUAAACCACGCUGUGGCCAACGUUAUCUGCUCUUUGCUGUUUGGGCAUCGCUUCGCCAGUGAGGACGACUCUUUCAACCGAUUGAUAAAAGCCACCUAUUUGAUCGUCUUCAUUCCAGCUUCUUUCAGGGGUGGGAUAUAUAAUGUUUUCCCGUGGAUUAUGCACCGCCUACAAGGGUCACAUCAACAAGCGUUUGAAUGCAACAACUUCCUCCAUGCCCUUGUGAAGGACGAGGUCCAAAGCCACCAGGAAAGAUGGAAGGAAGGUCAAGAACCAGAGGAUCUCAUUGACCUCUACCUGGACCAAAUGGCAAAGAGCAAAGACGACCCAACAUCGACUUUCAAUGAAGACAACUUGGUUCAAACUGUAGUUGACCUUUUGAUUGGAGGGACCGUGAGCACCACGACUACCCUGUACUGGGGAUUGCUUUACUUGUUAAAAUAUCCAGAUGUUCAAGAUAAAAUCCACGAGGAAAUAGACGCCGUUCUGAGACCUUCCGACGUCAUCACUUACGAGGACCGGAUUCAAGUGCCCUACACCAAUGCUGUACUUCAUGAGGUGAUGCGCUAUUGCAAUGUGUCCAUCACCGGGCCUUUUCGGAAAUGCUUGGAGGACAUCACUUUGCUGGGCUUCCCCCUUAAAAAGGGGACCCUGGUGUUGCCCAACCUCCACUCGGCGCUGUAUGAUCCGGAGUACUGGGAGACCCCUUGGACCUUCAACCCGGGGCAUUUCCUCGACUCGUUUGGCCGUUUUGCGAGCAAUAAAGCCUUCUUGCCUUUUUCGACAGGGCGCCGGUCCUGCGUGGGAGAACCUUUGGCACGGAUCGAGCUUUUCAUCUUCUUUGCUAACCUGCUGCGUGCCUUCAAGUUCCGCCUUCCAGACGCAGAAAAGGAAGUCAAUGUGGAAGCCAUUAAUGUAGGCACCUGUCAGCCGCACCCAUACAGGAUCCUCGCAAUUCCACGCUAACCCAACCUGGUUGCAAUCUCCUUCCAGGAGCAGCUGGGUGGGCCAGAUGGGGAGCUGUUGGAAGAGCCCAUCUCAUCCAUUCUCUUU